AUGAAGCUUGUCAACAUCUGGGUGCUUCUGCUGGUGGUUUUGCUCUGUGGGAAGAAGCAUCUGGGCGACAGACUAGAAAAGAAACCUUUUGAAAAGGCCCCGUGCCCUGGCUGUUCCCACCUGGAUUUGAAGGUGGAGUUCUCCUCAACGGUUGUGGAAUAUGAGUACAUUGUGGCUUUCAAUGGAUAUUUUACGGCCAAAGCUAGAAAUUCAUUUAUUUCAAGCGCCCUGAAGAGCAGUGCAAUCGACAACUGGAGAAUUAUACCUCGAAACAAUCCAUCCAGUGACUACCCUAGUGAUUUUGAGGUGAUUCAGAUAAAAGAGAAACAGAAGGCAGGGCUGCUGACUCUUGAAGACCAUCCGAACAUCAAGCGGGUAACACCCCAGCGGAAAGUCUUUCGUUCCCUCAAGUACACGGAGGCUGAGCCCGGCGCGCCCUGUAACGAGACCCGCUGGAGCCAGAAGUGGCAGUCGUCACGGCCCCUGCGCAGGGCCAGCCUCUCCCUGGGCUCCGGCUUCUGGCACGCCACCGGGAGACACUCGAGUCGGCGGCUGCUCAGGGCCAUCCCGCGCCAGGUGGCCCAGACGCUGCAGGCCGACGUGCUGUGGCAGAUGGGCUACACAGGCACUAACGUAAGGGUUGCUGUGUUUGACACUGGGCUGAGUGAGAAGCACCCCCACUUCAAAAACGUGAAGGAGAGAACCAACUGGACCAAUGAGCGAACGCUGGAUGACGGGCUGGGCCACGGCACGUUUGUGGCAGGUGUGAUAGCCAGCAUGAGAGAGUGCCAGGGAUUUGCUCCUGAUGCAGAGCUUCAUAUUUUCAGAGUCUUUACCAACAACCAGGUCUCCUACACGUCCUGGUUCCUGGAUGCCUUCAACUAUGCCAUCCUGAAGAAGAUUGACGUACUGAACCUGAGCAUUGGCGGCCCCGACUUCAUGGACCACCCCUUCGUUGACAAGGUGUGGGAAUUAACAGCUAACAAUGUCAUCAUGGUUUCUGCUAUUGGCAAUGAUGGGCCUCUUUAUGGCACUCUCAACAACCCUGCUGACCAGAUGGAUGUCAUCGGAGUGGGUGGCAUUGACUUUGAGGACAACAUCGCCCGCUUCUCCUCUCGGGGAAUGACCACCUGGGAGCUGCCUGGAGGCUAUGGCCGUGUGAAGCCUGAUAUUGUCACCUACGGCGCUGGAGUGCGGGGCUCGGGCGUUAAAGGAGGGUGCCGGGCCCUCUCAGGGACCAGCGUGGCUUCCCCAGUGGUGGCUGGUGCUGUCACCUUGCUGGUGAGCACAGUCCAGAAACGUGAACUAGUGAACCCAGCCAGCAUGAAGCAGGCCCUGAUUGCGUCCGCCCGGCGGCUUCCCGGUGUCAACAUGUUUGAGCAAGGUCACGGCAAGCUGGAUCUCCUCCGAGCCUAUCAGAUCCUCAACAGCUACAAGCCCCAGGCCAGUUUGAGCCCCAGUUACAUCGACCUGACCGAGUGUCCUUACAUGUGGCCCUACUGCUCCCAGCCCAUCUACUAUGGGGGCAUGCCGACUAUUGUCAACGUCACCAUCCUCAACGGCAUGGGAGUCACGGGGAGGAUCGUGGACAAGCCCGAGUGGCAGCCCUACUUACCGCAGCACGGAGACAACAUUGAGGUCGCUUUCUCCUACUCCUCAGUGCUGUGGCCCUGGUCUGGCUACCUCGCCAUUUCCAUCUCUGUCACCAAGAAGGCCGCCUCCUGGGAAGGCGUCGCGCAGGGCCACGUCAUGGUCACCGUGGCUUCCCCGGCAGAGGUGGACUCAAACAGUGGUGCAGAACAGACGUCCACAGUGAAGCUGCCGAUCAAGGUGAAGAUCAUCCCCGCCCCUCCCCGGAGCAAGCGUGUCCUCUGGGACCAGUACCACAACCUGCGCUACCCACCCGGCUACUUCCCCCGGGACAACCUGAGGAUGAAGAAUGACCCUCUGGACUGGAAUGGUGACCACAUCCACACCAACUUCAGGGACAUGUACCAGCACCUGAGGAGCAUGGGCUACUUCGUUGAAGUCCUCGGCUCCCCCUUCACGUGUUUUGAUGCUAAUCAGUACGGAACGCUGCUCAUGGUGGACAGUGAGGAAGAGUACUUCCCGGAGGAGGUGGCCAAACUGCGGAGGGACGUGGACAACGGCCUUUCACUCAUUGUCUUCAGUGACUGGUACAACACAUCCGUGAUGAGGAAAGUCAAGUUUUACGAUGAAAACACCAGGCAGUGGUGGAUGCCGGACACCGGAGGAGCCAACGUCCCAGCCCUGAACGAGCUGCUGUCAGUCUGGAACAUGGCGUUCAGCGAUGGCCUGUACGAGGGGGACUUUACCUUGGCGAAUCAUGACAUGUAUUACGCGUCAGGGUGCAGCAUUGCUAAAUUUCCAGAAGAUGGCAUCGUGAUAACACAGACAUUUAAGGACCAAGGACUGGAGGUCUUGAAGCAGGAAACGGUGGUGGUUGAAAACGUCCCCAUUUUGGGGCUGUACCAGCUCCCAGCUGAGGGCGGCGGCCGUGUCGUGCUGUAUGGAGACUCCAACUGCUUGGACGACAGUCACCGGCAGAAGGACUGCUUCUGGCUCCUGGAUGCGCUCCUGCAGUUCACGUCGUACGGGGUGACGCCCCCCAGCCUCAGCCACUCGGGAGCUCGGCAGCGCCCCCCCAGCGGAGCAGGCUUGGCAGCCCCGGAGAGGAUGGAAGGGAAUCAUCUGCACCGGUACUCCAAGGUCCUAGAGGCCCGGCUCGGAGGCCCGGAGCCGCGCGCGCUGCCGGCCUGUCCGCACCUGUCAUGGGCCAAGCCACAGCCUUUAAACGAGACGGCUCCCAGUAACCUUUGGAAACACCAGAAGUUGCUCUCCAUUGACCUGGACAAAGUGGUAUUGCCCAACUUCCGAUCGAAUCGCCCUCAAGUGAGGCCCUUGUCUCCUGGAGAGAGUGGAGCCUGGGACAUUCCUGGAGGGAUUAUGCCCGGCCGCUACAACCAGGAGGUGGGCCAGACCAUUCCCGUUUUCGCCUUCCUGGGAGCCAUGGUGGUCUUGGCCUUCUUUGUGGUGCAGAUCAACAAGGCCAAGAGCAGGCCGAAGCGGAGGAAGCCCAGGGUGAAACGCCCGCAGCUCGUGCAGCAGGUUCAUCCGCCAAAGGCCCCCUCAGUGUGA
Messenger RNA from Rangifer tarandus platyrhynchus (Svalbard reindeer), 3159 nucleotides. The record is from the annotation of a GenBank genome assembly. NCBI's taxonomy places the organism in Eukaryota, Metazoa, Chordata, Mammalia, Artiodactyla, Cervidae.